GUCUGUAAUAUUUAUCAUAGGUACACUUCAACUGUGAGAGAUUGAUUGAGUGUGUGGACAAUCUGUUUGAUUGAGUGUGUGGACAGGUGUCUUUUAUACAGGUAAUGAGUUCAAACAGGUGCAGUUAAUACAGGUAAUGAGUGGAGAACAGGAGGGCUUCUUAAAGAAAAACUAACAGGUCUGUGAGAGCUGGAAUUCUUACUGGUUGGUAGGUGAUCAAAUACUUAUGUCAUGCAAUAAAAUGCAAAUGAAUGACUUAAAAAUCAUACAAUGUGAUUUUCUGGAUUUUUGUUUAUUAUUCCGUCUCUCACAGUUGAAGUGUACCUAUGAUAAAAAUUACAGACCUCUACAUGCUUUGUAAGUAGGAAAACCUGCAAAAUCGACAGUGUAUCCAAUACUUGUUCUCCCCACUGUAUAUAUGCUGCUUACUGUGUGAUGCCUAUGAGUCCUAUCAUGUUGUACUAUUGCAUGUCACUUUCUGCCUUUUGCAGUGAAUCCUGAGUACCGGUAUAACCUUUCCAGAUGUAUAAUUUAUUUAUAAAAUGUAUAGAAGGCGUUGUUAUUGUAAAGAUGCAGAAGCAUAGCCCCGCCCUCCUGCUGCGCAUCCAACAUAUAAAUAAUUUGAGGCUGCCGACGCUCCUCUAUUCACAUCGUUGCACGCACUUGGUGACAUCCACCUCCAAAGUUUUCGCGCGUCAAGACGCUUUCUAUGUCUAUCCUUUAAACAAUUGCUGUAGAACAGUUAAGGUCUUUAGUCUGUUAAUAAUUAUGUGUACAUUUUCAUAAGGACAUUUCUAUUUCAGUUGCAUACAUUUUCCAAUGCAGAUUUGGGGGUUUGUGAUAUGCUGUGCAGUUGAUAGGUUAUAUUUGAACUAUUUGUGAACAUUAGCUUAAGGACCGAAUAAUUUGAGUUUUUAUCAUAAAAUUGUGUUAUUUUGUAGCGAAAUUAUGACUUUCUUUACUUCAAAUAAUAGUAAUAUAAGUUUGGAAACGGAAUUGGCAGAAGAUGUGCCACGUGAUGAGCGCUUGGCUCGAGUUGAAAUAGCCCUUUUGAGCAUCAUAUUUUUCAGUGCCGCAAUGUUAAACUUUGUACUGCUAUUGGUGUUGUGGAAGCAGAGGACGCAGCUGUCGAGGAUGCGCGUCUUUGUUUUUCACCUUUGCCUGGCAGACCUGGUGGUCACCUUUUUCCAAGUUUGUCCGCAGCUGAUGUGGGAUGUAACGGACAGAUUCAUUGGUCCUGACAUAAUGUGCCGCCUGGUGAAAUACAUGCAGGUCGUUGGCAUGUUUGCCUCCACUUACAUGAUUGUAGUGAUGACCAUUGAUCGCUACCAAGCCAUCUGUAACCCCAUGGUGACUUUCCAAAGGCGCAGAGCGAGCUGGAACGUGCCUGUGUGCGUUGCAUGGUCCGUGUCCCUCUUCGGCAGUCUCCCUCAACUGUUCAUCUUCUCCCGAGUUCAAAUUGCGCCUGGUGUCUAUGACUGCUGGGCUGACUUCAUCAAACCUUGGGGACUAAAAGCUUACGUGACCUGGACCACUCUGGUGAUAUAUGUGUUGCCAAUCUUAACUGUUAUCGUUUGCCAGGUGCGUAUUUGCCGAGCUGUUCAAAUCAACUUUCACAUGAAAACACAUCAACCAUCGGAAAUUGUCACCAAACCUCUGCACUCCAGGACCAGUAGCGUUGCUGGAGUGUCCAAAGCCAGGAUCAAGACCGUGAAGAUGACCGUGGUCAUUGUUCUUGUCUACAUUAUCUGUUGGACUCCUUUCUUCACUGUCCAGCUGUGGUCCGUCUGGGAUGUCCACGCACCCACUGAGACUGCAACUUUCUCUAUCCUGAUGCUUCUGGCAAGUCUGAACAGCUGUGCAAACCCCUGCAUCUACCUGCUCUUCAGCGGGAAGCUCCCCAAGAGACUCAUGGCGGUGUGUGUUAGCCAGUCGGACAUUAAGGACUCCAUACAAGAAGAAGCCACUGUGGUCAGCUCCUUGUAUAUCAGUUUUAAGAGCCUUUCUGAAUCCAGAUGAAACAAGCGGCACAGCGCUCUCUCUGGCUGUUAGAGCUUGAUGUAUACAGUUGAAGUCGGAAGUUUACAUACACUUAGGUUGGAGUCAUUAAAACUCAUUUUUCAACCACUCCACAAAAUUCUUGUUAACAAACUCUAGUUUUGGCAAGCUGGAUAGGACAUCUACUUUCUGCAUGACACAAGUAAUUUUUCUCAACAAUUGUUUACAGACAGAUUAUUUCACUUAUAAUUCACUGUAUCACAAUUACAGUGGGACAGAAGUUUACAUACACUAAGGUGACUGUGCCUUUCAACAGCUUGGAAAAUUCCAUAAAAUUAUGUCAUGGCUUUAGAAGCUUCUGACAGGCUAAUUGACAUCAUUUUAGUCAAUUGGAGGUGUACCUGUGGAUGUAUUUCAAGGCCUACCUUCAAACUCAAAGCCUCUUUUGAGCUUGACAUCAUGGGAAAAUCAAAAGAAAUCAGACAGACCUCAGAAAAGGAAUUGUAGACCUCCACAAGUCUGGUUUAUCAUUUCCAAAUGCCUGAAGGUACCACGUAAAUCUGUACAAACAAUAGUACGCAAGUAUAAACACCAUUGAACCACGCAGCCGUCAUACCGCUCAGGAAGGAGACACAUUCUGUCUCCUAGAGAUGAAUGUACUUUGGUGCGAAAAGUGUGAAUCAAUCCCAGAACAACAACAAAGGACCUUGUGAAGAUGCUGGAGGAAAUAGGUAAAAAAGUAUCUAUAUCCACAGUAAAACGAGUCCUAUAUCGACAUAACCUGAAAGGCCGCUCAGCAAGGAAGAAGCCACUGCUCCAAAACCGCCAUGAAAAAGCCAGACUAUGGUUUGCAACUGCACAUGGGGACAAAGAUCGUACUUUUUGGAGAAAUGUCCUCUGGUCUGAUGAAACAAAAAUGUUUGGCCAUAAUGACCAUCAUUAUGUUUGGAGGAAAAGGGGAGGCUUGCAAGCCGAAGAACACCAUCCCAACCGUGAACCCCCGGGGUGGCAGCAUCAUGUUGCGGGAGUGCUUUGCUGCAGGAGGGACUGGUCUACUUCACAAAAUAGAUGGCAUCAUGAGGGAGGAAAAAAUGUGUGGAUACAUUGAAGCAUCAUCUCAAGACAUCAGUCAGGAAGUUAAAGCUUGGUCACAAAUGGUUCUUCCAAAUGGACAAUGACCCCAAGCAUACUUCCAAAGUUGUGGCAAAAUGGCUUAAGGACAACAAAGUCAAGGUAUUGGAGUGGCCAUCACAAAGCCCUGACCUCAAUCCUAUAGAACAUUUGUGGGCAGAACUGAAAAAGCGUGUGUGAGCAAAGAGGCCUACAAACCUGACUCAGUUUCACCAGCUCUGUCAGUAGGAAUGGGCCAAAAUUCACCCAACUUAUUGUGGGAAGCUUGUGGAAGGCUACCUGAAACAUUUGACCCAAGUUAAACAAUUUAAAGGCAAUGCUAUAUAAUACUAAUUGAGUGUAUGUACACUUCUGACCCACUGGGAAUGUGAUGAAAGAAAGAAAAGCUGAAAUAAAUCAUUCUCUCUGCUAUUAGAAUGUGACAUUUCACAUUCUUAAAAUAAAGUGGUGAUCCUAACUGACUUAAGACAGGGAAUUUUUACUAGGAUUAAAUGUCAGGAAUUGUGAUAAACUGAGCUUAAAUGUAUUUGGCUAAGGUGUAUGCAGACUUCGACUGUAGAUAUAAAGAACAUAUUCCGUAUACAGGUCAUUUCUAAGAUCAUCUAUAUCAUAGGGGGAAAAAUGAUAAUUAUUUUUGUACAUGUCAUACACAUCACAAUGUUAUAGCACAUUUGUUUGUUUGUUUUUACUCUGAAAAUGAAUAUAGACUGGGAGCUGUGUACAAAUAUGUAAAUAUAAAUGCACGUGUACAUUUGAACAUAGAGAUAAGGCUAAUGAUGAUUCAGAGAUGUUCUACAUCUCAUGGCAUGAAUUUUAACAUCCAAACAUUGAGCUGGUUACAUGAUAUAUAUACACAGUAAAAUCAACAUACACUACUGUUCAAAAGUUUGGGGUCACUUAGAAAUGUCCUUGUUUUUGAAAGAAAAGCACUGUUUUUGUCCAU
Molecule: messenger RNA, 4072 nt
Organism: Salvelinus fontinalis (brook trout)
Lineage: Eukaryota; Metazoa; Chordata; Actinopteri; Salmoniformes; Salmonidae
Product: oxytocin receptor-like
Exons: 2
Coding region: 949-2019 (356 amino acids)
Biological process (GO): G protein-coupled receptor signaling pathway; regulation of systemic arterial blood pressure by vasopressin; positive regulation of vasoconstriction
Cellular component (GO): membrane
Molecular function (GO): vasopressin receptor activity; peptide binding
Source: RefSeq, a predicted model, not a curated record